This is a messenger RNA of Racocetra persica, 162 nucleotides long. NCBI's taxonomy places the organism in Eukaryota, Fungi, Glomeromycota, Glomeromycetes, Diversisporales, Gigasporaceae. The record is from the annotation of a GenBank genome assembly.
GAAAUGGUCUCAUUAUGUUAACACAGUGUGAUGUAGAUAAAUGUCCUGUCGACAACAUGAUGUCUGGGAAAUGGAAUGGCACUUAUUCUCAUUCUUUAGGCACUCGAUCUCAAUAUUCAGGGGCUCAUUUUCACUCUUUAGGCACUCAUGUUCACGCUUCAG